Molecule: messenger RNA, 1257 nt
Organism: Sporothrix schenckii 1099-18
Lineage: Eukaryota; Fungi; Ascomycota; Sordariomycetes; Ophiostomatales; Ophiostomataceae
Exons: 1
Coding region: 1-1257 (418 amino acids)
Source: RefSeq, a predicted model, not a curated record
AUGGCGCGCAAACUGCCAUGGGCACGACAAGGCGCAAAUGUCCAGCCACGGCCACGGCCACAACGGCCUGCUGCGCAUCGCCGGUCGUUUUCGCCUAGUGCAUCGAGUCGUUUAGGACGUCGCAAGGAUGACAAUGACGAUGACGACGACAACAACAGCCACAACGACGGCGACACCCGCCGUGCAUCCAAGAAAGCAAAGUCCUCGUCCUCAAAGGGAAGGGCACAUGCGUCUCAAAACCAACAAACAGCCCGCACACCGUCCACAUCGCCACCACCGGCACCGCCCCCGGAAAGCUUCAUGGUCGACGGCAUGGACCACGACGACCGCUACCGCAUGGUCGAGGACGAGCUGCUCGCCGUCGCCCAGACGUUCACGGCCCAUCUCCACGCCGCCGCCUACCAGCGACUCAAGCGGCGGGCCCAGCAGGCCAAGGGCCCGACGGCCGCGGCCACGGCGUCUCGCUCGCUCGCCCGGCCGACAGCCAUGACCGGCGUCUCAGCAGCGGCACGGGAUCGCGUGGCACGGCGCACAGCGGCGGCCAAGCAGCGAGCCAAACAGGCAGCGGCUGUGCGUUCCGUGGGGUUGGUCCAACAUGCCGGCGGCGCUGGCGGUGACAACGACGACGACGACAACGUCAACGACACGGACAACACACCCUGGGCGGGCACGGCACUGCACGAUCUGAUGGAGAGCGACCCACGCAAGAGCCGACCGGCGCUGGUGUCGCUGGCAUCCGUAGCGGGGAACCGACCGUCGGCCGUUGUGCCAGGCAGCGGUAUUGGAGGCGGGGAAGUCGACGAUGACGAUGACGACGAUGACGACCUGGAUGGACCGCCUGUGCAGCAAAAGACGACCGCCCGGCCACUCACAUCGUCACCACACGUGCCUCCACGCUCACCACGACAACCAGUGGCCGCUACACCUGGCCAAAAUCGAAUAGCCGGCCGCGACGGCCCACCAGACAAGAGGUCCGUGUCGUUUGCGCCAGAUGUCCAAGCGCGGGAUGUACAGGCCAGGCAUGAGACGGAGGGUGAUGACGAAGAUGAGGAAGACGACGACCCUGCCGACCUCGACGACCCUGCCGACCUCGACGACAUCGACGACCUCGACGAUGCAGGUGACUUGAUGCAGACGCUACGAAAACGACGGGCGCAGGAAAAGGCUGAUCGCCUGCUCGAGAGGAAGCGUCGACGUGAGCACAAGAGAGACGAGCAAGACAAGGGUCCUCUUGAUACGAUUCCGUCGUUUCUGUGA